This is a messenger RNA of Fusarium poae, 276 nucleotides long. RefSeq lists its product as uncharacterized. The record is from RefSeq and is a predicted model, not a curated record. Bases 1 to 276 code for a protein of 91 amino acids. The transcript is spliced from 3 exons. Lineage: Eukaryota; Fungi; Ascomycota; Sordariomycetes; Hypocreales; Nectriaceae.
AUGCAAUCAAAAUCGCUAUCUACACAAGACUCAGGCAGGGUUGCAGUAUUGAUCCUGAUAUCAUGUAGGCUCUGGCUGGCUCAUCAGGAAUGGAUGACUUUCAGCAAGUUCCGUCACUCUUCAGGCCUGCCCAGCCUUGGUAUGGCUUUUAUUAUUGCAUUCGACUUUAACGUGCACCCAAAGUUCCAGGUCUUUCUUCUACCUGGAAGUUACAACAACAUCAUACACUCGCAUUCUCUUUCCACAUCGUCAUCAAAGGCACUCGUUUUCUACUAA